Messenger RNA from Daucus carota subsp. sativus, 3574 nucleotides. RefSeq lists its product as uncharacterized. The transcript has a single exon. Gene Ontology annotation, biological process: defense response to other organism. The record is from RefSeq and is a predicted model, not a curated record. NCBI's taxonomy places the organism in Eukaryota, Viridiplantae, Streptophyta, Magnoliopsida, Apiales, Apiaceae. Bases 129 to 3260 code for a protein of 1043 amino acids.
AUGUAAAUCAUCCGAGUCGACUCAGUUCAGAAUCGUCUGUUUGCAAGUCUAAGGUCUACAUUUUAAACGGCUAGUCUUAAAAUUAGAUAAAACUUGAUUUUUUUGUCGAAAAAAACUCUCCCUUGACCAUGUCAUCGUCGGAUCCAACAAUUUCUCAGCCACCAAAGGCAUCUUCCGACGAUGCAGCUAAAUCUAAAGUUGAUGAAGACAAGCAAACGCAAGUUGUUCACGACGAUUCCACCAAGUCCAUGUCUCAGGAUCCUCCGCAUUCCAGUGGAGUCAUUCCAGAUCCAAAACAAGAUGACACUGAUAAGAAAGAAGUGUCUGAUAAAGAUGUAGUCGAUACUGCAGAUCCGAAAGCUGAUAAGAAGGAAGUGGCUGAUGAAGGUGCUGACGAAGGAAAAGAUCGAAUUGACCAGGCUAAACUAGUUGAAGCUCCUCAGCAGUUGAAAGAAAGCAUUCCAGCUACUCAGGAAAAAGAUGAUAAGCCGCCUCAGCAGUCCGACGAGAGCAUUCCAUCUCCUGGAAAGAAAGAUGAUAAGCCGCCUCAAGAGAUAAAUGAGAGCAUUCCAGCUCCAGGAGAAAAAGAUGAUAAGCGGCCUCAAGAGACGAAAGAGAGCAUUCCAGCUGAUGAUAAGCCGCCUCAAGAGACGAAGGAGAGCAUUCCAGCACCCGGAGAAAAAGAUGAUAAGCCGCCUCAAGAGACGAAGGAGAGCAUUCCAGAUCCUGAAAUAAAAGAUGAUAAGCCGCCUCAACAGACGAAAGAGAGCAUUCCAGCUGAUGAUAAGCCGCCUCAAGAGACGAAGGAGAGCAUUCCAGCUCCUGAAAAGAAAGAUGAUAAGCCGCCUCAAGAGACGAAAGAGAGCAUUCCAGCUCCGGGAGAAAAAGACGAUAAGCCGCCUCAGGAUACGAAGGAGAGCACUCCAGCUUCUGAAAAAAAAGAUGAUACGCCGCCUCAACAGGCGGACCAGAGCAUUCUACCUCCCGGAGAAAAAGAUGAUAAGCAAAAACAAGUGAUUGACGGCGAUAUGAAAGAUUCAACCUCUCAAUUACCUCAACAAUCUGACGACAUCGCUCCUAACACAGCUCCGUUAGAAGGAGAUAAGCAAACAGAACUUGAUGAAGAUGCUGAUAAAUCAGUUUCGCAGAAACAGGAUGAAGAAAUCACUCCGGAUCCAGAUCAGGAAACCGGUGACAAUUCUGAUGAUUUCGCUGGUCAAUCUGUGGAUCCAGUUCCAACAAUUCAGAAUGCUACAGAUGACAGUGAUUCUGGACCAGUCGCAGAUGAUGCUCUAAUAGUAUUGGUUCGACGCGAACUAGAGUACAUACGAGAGACUGCUAACAAGUUGAAUGAUUACGGAGACAUCGUUGAACAGAGUCUAGUAGGUUCGGGUGAUAAAAUUAAAGAGCUUGAUAUUAGCUUGAUUGAAGCAGUUGAGGAUAAAGAUAGCGACGAGGUAGGUAAAGAAAAACGAAUUAGAGAUGUUCAGAAAGAGAUUCGUAUCUUCAAAAAGCAUCUAAGGAAAUUGAAGCUCAUUAUACCUCCAAAAUUCAAAGUGAACAAGGAUGAUAUACCGGAGCUGAAGAAGUACUUGAGCGAGUUAACGCAGAAUGUGAAGCUGUAUACCAGUGACAAUAAGCAGAUUUUGGGGAAACUGGACCUGUUCAAGGAGAAAAUAAAUCAUGAGUACAGAUCUGCGUUUAAAGAUUUUCAGGCGCGGUAUGAGAAGCUUGAUUACAGAAUGAAGUUGUGUUUGCUUUGUUUUUCUGCAAUUCCGGAGCAUGAGGUGAUUAAAAAGAGGCUUAUGGUGUACUGGUGGAUUGGGGAAGGUUUUAUAUUCCCGGAGAAGUUGGAGAAGUCCGAGACACCAGGAGAAAAGAAACCAGAUUUGGAGCAACUGGGAGCUAAAGUCUUUGAUGAUCUUUUAAAACAGCAAUUCAUAUUUUCUGCUGAUGGCAAGGAUAGCCAGGAAGUUGAUAAUUGUAAAAUGUUGCCUUUUGUGCGCUGGGCGGUUAUAUACAUGGCGCAGAGAGCUAAGUUUUUUGAGUUUGAUCACGAUGGGAGCCCAAUAGAAGACUAUACUUCUUGUUUCAGGGCGUGUUUAUCUGGCAACGGAUUAGAUACUCAGAAGGCUCCUGAUCUUGAGAAACUUCAUAUGUUGUUAAAUGUUAAUGAAGCGAUUCUUGAGUUAAAGCCCGAAUGGCUGUUGAAAAUGAGAAACAUUAGUAUACUUUGUUUGGGAAGGUGGCAGGCUGCAUCAGAACAUCAUAUUGAAGUUGAAGAUACUAAAUUCUUGCAAGCUUUGAAGAAUAUGAUACAUUUGAGGUAUCUUAGUCUUCAAGGGAUUUCACGAAUUACUGAGCUUCCUAAUUCUGUUUCGUGUCUGACAAAGCUGACUAUGCUUGAUCUAAGGGCUUGUCACAAUCUUGAGAUUAUUCCUCGUGAUAUUGGCUCACUCAGGAUGCUCACAUACUUGGACUUGUCGGAGUGCUACCUGCUAACACAGAUGCCUCGAGGGUUAUCAAAACUUGAGAAUCUAGUAGUUCUGAAGGGGUUUUUAGUCGUGGAAGAUCCAAAGAAGGAUAAGAUUUGUACUAUUGAGGACUUGGCUAAAUUAAAGAAACUCAGAAAACUAAGCAUCUUCACUGGUGUGGAGGCCUUUCCUAGUUCAAAAGAUCUAAGUGCUUUUCAAAAAUUUGAAGUGCUCAAUAAGCUUAAGAUAGUCUGGGGAGGAAAGAAAGCAAUCAAAGGCGAGUCUGGUCAAACAACAGCUGAAGGAGGUGCCACAACAGGGGUUUCUAGCGUAGAGACCAGCAAAGACAUUGGGAGAAAACUAAUCCCUGAUGUGAUGCCUAAAAGCAAGAGAAGUUCCAGAAAGAAUGCAUUGGGGGUAUCAGACAGUUCAAACUCAGGCCUUCCUAAGCAACUGCAAAAGCUCGACCUUCAAUGUUAUCCUCUGGAAUCAGCACCAGAAUGGCUGAAGCCUAAGAAAUUGGAGAACUUAAAGAAACUGUACAUCAGAGGUGGGAAACUCCGCGAUCUGAAUCUUACAAAUGACGACUGGGAGGUCGAGCCUUGGAAUGUAGAGACUCUACGUCUCAAGUACUUGACAGGAUUGGGAAUGAAUUGGACUGAACUGCUGGAACUGUUUCCUAAAUUAAUUUACUUGGAGAAAGUGAGAUGCACAAAGCUCACCCUAUUCCCUUGCAACGAUAAAGGAGUCUGGAUCAACAGGGCGGAACUUUCCAAGAAGGUAUAAGCGCAAGCAUUAGCCUCCUCAACCAGCAUUGUUUUCUUAUCCAAAUCAAGUUAUUUAUUGAAUGAUGUAAAUUGUUUCUUUAUUAUUAUGUACUUGUGAUAUGUGAGCUGUGUGUUCUUGUGAAUCAUGCAAUCGUUCUUCGCUUCCCUUCCCUUGUACUGUAGCUGAUUCCUGCAGCAAGAGGGUGAGGGGAGCAGGAAUGCAAGCAUGAGCAUGUGAGUAUUUGAAUUCCCAUUUAUUUGUAAAUUGAAAAGAGGUUGGAAACACUAAUAAAUAAUAGUUUGGAUCCAUGAUUACCAAACUAUCUGCUGAAA